UUAGUCGCACAAAAUUAUCUUGUAUUCAUUCUUUACGUUAUAGCUUGCCGAAAGAGUUAGACGAUGUUCCACUUGCGACAAAUUCCUAGAGCCCUCGUGGUGAAUUGUAGGCAAGUGUCUUCGUUACAAAGUAACCCUUUAGUGGGUAUAACAGUGGAUGAUGAAGGGAUAGCUACAGUACAAAUGCAAAGGGUGAAAGUGAACAGUUUAAACGUGGAAUUAUUGCAAGCGUUAAGAGACUCGAUAUGUGAAGUUGAAGAAAAAAAGUGUAAAGGCAUGGUUUUGACUUCGGUAUUCCCCACAGUCUUCUCAGCGGGUCUAGAUUUGAAUGAAUUUCAUAAACCUGACGUUAAGAGGCUGACUCUGAUGAAUGAAUGUAUUUUCCACGCCUCUGAAAAACUAUUUGGAACAGACCUGAUUACCACUAUUGCUAUCAAUGGUUACACAGGAGCCGGUGCCUGCAUUCUGGCGCUAGUUUCCGAAUACCGCGCAAUGACAACGGGCCAAGCUACCAUAGGUCUGAAUGACACAGCUGUGGGAAUCAUACCGGGGAAGUGGAUAUAUGAGCUGAUGGCGAGGGUCAUGAGCCCCAGGCAUGCGGAACAUGCCCUUACCAGCUCCUUUAUGUAUCCUGCGGAAAGAGCUUUGGAGGUUGGAUUAAUUGAUGCCGUAGCAACAGACAAAAAUGACGCAAUAGAAAAAUGUAAAACCUUCAUUAGAUCUUACGACAACAUACCACCAGAAGUCAGGGCUGCUACAAAAAGAUUCAUUAGAGAAGAUUUCCUCAAAUAUAUAGAACAGACUCGGAAACAAAAUUUGGCGGGUCUCGUGGAGAAAAUAACAAACCCCGCUUUUCAAGUAACCGUCGAUCAGUAUCUUCAAAAUUUGAAAAACAGAAAGGCUGCUAAAAGUGCUGCAUGAAGAUAAAGCAGUAAAAAAUAUUUUUUAUAUUCCUCUGGGACACAUUAUUUUGUAAUCUAAUUUGAAAUAUUGAAUGUCUCUCGUACACAUAAUAAAACUCGAAUUUCUCAGCAA
Molecule: messenger RNA, 1035 nt
Organism: Helicoverpa zea (corn earworm)
Lineage: Eukaryota; Metazoa; Arthropoda; Insecta; Lepidoptera; Noctuidae
Product: enoyl-CoA delta isomerase 1, mitochondrial-like
Exons: 4
Coding region: 64-921 (285 amino acids)
Biological process (GO): fatty acid beta-oxidation
Cellular component (GO): mitochondrion
Molecular function (GO): enoyl-CoA hydratase activity
Source: RefSeq, a predicted model, not a curated record